Molecule: messenger RNA, 3116 nt
Organism: Thamnophis sirtalis
Lineage: Eukaryota; Metazoa; Chordata; Lepidosauria; Squamata; Natricidae
Source: RefSeq, a predicted model, not a curated record
GGCAUCGCCCCGCGCAGGAUUGAUAAUGUAAAAUGCGAAAAUUUUAUAUAAGCCAUUCUGAAGAACUGAGGAACAGCAGCCAUUACAAGUAACACUUGUGGUAAGCCAUGGCACAAUCUGAGAAAAAAGGUGGAUUACUUCGGAAAUCUUCAUCUAGUAAGAAACCCCUGAAAGAGAAGGUUGUGUUAAUGUAUGAUGAGAUCUUCACAACAGAAGAUCCCAGUAAAUACAACCCUCGGUUUUGGGAGGAGCUCUUCCUCAUGAAGGUGAAUUUGGAAUAUCUGGAAGGAAAGCUAGAAUCUCUGGAUGGUGAAGAGUUAAUGAAGAUAAAAGAUAACAUUAAUUGCUUAUUCCAACGUUGCAUCUGGGCAUUAGGAGAAGAGCAUCCAAUCAGAGUGGUCAACGCGUUACAGACACUAUGUGCUCUGAUCCGUGGGGUUCAUCAGAAGAACAAAUCCACAUCUGGCUUUGACAUCAUCAAUAUGCUAAUGGGCUUUGACAAAGCUGAAUUGUGCAUGAAGAAUCUGAUGGAGAGUUUGGAUGCAUUACUUUGCGCAGAAGGCUCUGAAAGUCUCAAAAGUUUGUGCCUGAAACUUUUGCUUUGUUUGGUAACUGUGACAGAUAAUAUCAGUCAGAACACAAUUCUGGAGUACGUGAUGAUUAAUAGUAUUUUUGAAGCUAUCUUACAGAUCCUUUCCAAUCUUCCCAGUCGCAGGGAACAUGGUUAUGAGGUCGUGGUCCUGCUGGCAUUAUUAGUGAACUACAGAAAGUAUGAGUCUGUGAAUCCUUAUAUAGGAAAACUGUCUAUCAUAGAUGAUGAAGCUACACUCAAUGGAAUGGGUCUUGUAAUUGCCCAGGCAUUAUCAGAAUACAACCGACAGUUUCGAGACAAAGAAGAAGAACAUCAGAGCGGGUUUUUCUCAGCCUUGACUAACAUGGUGGGCAGUAUGUUCAUUGCUGAUGCUGAUGAAAAAAUCUCCGUCCAAACUAAUGAAGCUAUCCUUUUGGCUCUUUAUGAAGCUGUCCACUUGAAUCGAAACUUUAUCACUGUAUUGGCACAGAGUCAUCCUGAAAUUGGUUUAGUGACAAUGCCAGAAAGCCCAGUUCCAACUACACCUGUUACUCCACUUGGAACCACACCACCUUCUUCUGAUGUCAUUAGCACUGUAGAGCUGCCCUUGGAUGCUGAUGUGCAGACAAGCAACCUGCUGAUAACCUUCUUAAAGUACAGUUCUAUUGUCAUGCAAGAUACCAAAGAUGCACACAGACUCCAUAGUGGAAAGCUCUGCCUGAUUAUCUUAACCUGCAUAGCAGAGGACCAGUAUGCUAAUGCUUUUCUGCAUGAUGACAAUAUGAAUUUUCGUGUAAACCUCCACAGAAUGCCUAUGAGACACAGGAAGAAAGCUGCUGAUAAGAAUCUUCCCUGUCGACCUCUAGUUUGUGCAGUGUUGGAUCUUGUGGUGGAAUUUAUAAUAACGCACAUGAUGAAAGAAUUUCCCAUGGAUCUCUAUGUGUGCUGUAUUCAAAUAGUGCACAAGCUGCUUUGCUAUCAGAAAAAGUGCAGAGUGAGACUUCAUUAUACUUGGAGGGAACUCUGGUCAGCUCUGAUUAAUCUGUUGAAGUUCCUCAUGUCUAAUGAAACAGUUUUGCUGGCAAAACAUAACAUCUUUACUUUGGCUCUGAUGGUGAUAAACCUGUUUAAUAUGUUCAUCACUUAUGGGGAUACCUUUCUUCCAACUCCUAGCAGCUACGAUGAGCUAUAUUAUGAAAUAAUCAGGAUGCACCAGAGUUUUGAUAACCUCUAUUCCAUGGUUCUGAGGCUUUCUACUAAUGCUGGCCAGUGGAAGGAGCCAGCCAGUAAGGUGACUCAUGCAUUGGUCAACAUAAGGGCUAUCAUCAACCACUUCAAUCCAAAGAUAGAAUCCUAUGCUGCUGUUAAUCACAUCUCACAGCUCUCUGAAGAACAGGUUCGGUCCAUCAGCAUCAAUGUACGGCGAAAUCUGGCAUUCAACACUCUUAGCCAGGAAGCCCUGCUAAAAGAGUUUUCAACCAUCUCCUGAAGCUGUCUUCUUGCUUCAUAACUAGUCCUGGUAUUACCGUAUCACCUCCUGCAGAAUAGCUCCCGGAUGUGGAACAGUCUAACUCUACUGUGUGGUUUUGUUUGUGUUUUGUUUUGUUUUUAAAGAGAAGAUCAAAGGAAGGCCUGGACUUGCCUCAUACUCUUGAGCAUAGAGAAUUAACAAUAUAGGCUGCAUUGGGAGCGGGAAAGAAGGGGCAGGGGUUAUUUCUCUUUUUUAAUUUCUUUGUGACAACUGUUGUGUAGGGAUAAGAAUUGUUUACUGAGUGAGCAAGAAUAGAGCAGAAGAGUGUUGCUUAGAGAGUUCAUACUUAAUGGUUCUCUGAAGACUGCUGAAGACUGAAGACUGAAGUGAGAAAGGGGCACAGGAACCAAGAUCUUGAUAAUAUGGAACAGUGGCUGAACACUUAUUUUAUGUAAAUUUAUACUUGGAUGCUUUGAAUCUGCGGCUCAUGUAUAUUGUUAGGUCCAUUUUAGUUGGUGCUGAAAUUAACACUUUGGCUCUGUCUUCAUUCUGCACAAGGCCUCCUAUUCUAACGGUCUUGCCGGAACUCCACCUCAGGAUGGUCUUGGUGCCCAACCUAAAGCUCUUGCUCUCUGGGGUUUCUUAGUUGAGAGAUUACCUCUAUGAGUUUAUUCUUACUAUUCCAUUGUGCCAUGCUUUAAAACCUUGGAAUGAAGAUAUUAAGAUGUAUCAGUGAUUUUUCUCCCCAAAGGAGCAAUAAGGGAAAACAUCCUAUGGUUUUACUUCCACCAUUCUCGUGCAUCAAAAGAAGCCAGUUCCUCCUGUACCCAGAAGGUUGACUGAGCUCCUGCCCUAGAGUCCGUCACUUUUUCCUGGCCUGUCAGCCUUGGAUUCUCUGCAUACAAGUAGGGUAAUUGAGGGCUCUCAUCAGGCUUGUCACUGUCCUUUCUAUCAAAAAUAACCUCUGUGAAUUCCACAGUGAUUGCAACUGUUUAAGUCAGUUCACAUUUUAUGUAUUCCAAUAAAGUACUUCAUUGGAAAUUCAGAAUUAAAACUAUAAUUUGUCUACUUUUA